UUAAAUGGUUGUGAGUAAGGAUUGACUUGGGUUCUCUCUGGGUCUUCUUAAUCAUCGUCGCCAGUUUGUAGUGGAACUCAAUACAUGGAUUCCAACAAUGAUGGUGAACCAUGGGAAUGGCAAGGUGAAGACUACUAUCUCCAAAAGGAUUCCCAUUUCGAAAUCUCUAAUAGUCUAUGGGAUGUAACAAACCAAAAUGAAGAAAGUCUCUCCUACAUGUUUGAUGAAACAACCCCAAUUAAAGAUUGCGGAGAUUUAGCAUACCAUGUUACUGACAGUGGAAAAAAUAUGAACAAGGAACAGGAAGAGCGUAGGGAUUCUUCAUCGCAAUUAAAAAGGAGACGGAUGUUACAAUUCAACCCAAGUAAUAUGGAUCCCUGUUAUUGUGAUGAACAAAUUUCAUCUGCAUUCGUAAAAUCAAAGGAUUGGGAGAACCAAAUUGGGGCAGCUUUACCUGAAACGUCUGAUUGGGUUUCAGAAAUCACAGAAGAUAGGUCUGCCUCUGGUAAUGAGAGCCUGGAUCAGUCUUCUGAGGGGUGGCUUGCCAAUUGCUUCAAUGACACUGAAAUGCAUUUAAGCUCCGAUGAUAUGAAUGUCUCCGGGGCCUCUGAUGAGCAAAUUGAUGUUUCAGAGUUCUGCAACUUUCCACCUGAGGUGGAAGCUCAUGUGGUACAAGGGUGUUCUACCCCAACUCCUCGAAGUAUCUUUAAAGGUAGGAAGUCUUUCAUUCGAACUCCCACAAAGAUGUCAUCUGCUGUUGCCUAUCCAUUUGCCCUCAUCAAGCCCUUGGGGGACCAUGGAAAUGUUACUCUGAAGGACAUAAACCAGCGGAUUCGAACUCCACCCCCUUCAAAGUCGAAGCAAAAGGAUGAUGAUGCGUCUGUUUCUUAUCCCACUUCAGCUUUUUCUGGAAAGCCUGUGGUUGUUAAAACCAAAAUCCGCACUGAAGGAGGAAAAGGAAGUAUUACAAUCAUGAGAACCAAAGGCUGAGCAGAUAAGUUUAUCUUGCUUCACUUUGUUAUGAUGGUUCCCCUGUCCUCUUUCUAUCUCCAUUUUUGGUUUUUUGAGGGUUGUGGAGAUUUUCUUUAUAAUUUUCUGAAUUCAUCUAAUGCAGAAAUUGGUCUUGGUUCUCCUUGGAAUUCAUUAACACAUGGAAGUGUUUAAGAUUCCAAGUUUUGUUUGUAAGCAACCCAAGAGCUGAUACUUUUAUACAUAAUUACUUUGAUUUCAAGAAUGGAGUAUGGAUGUUGAUGUGUUGUAGAUCCCAUGCCCCUUUUUGGCUUCGAUGUAGUCUGUCAACUGCCACCAUUUAGUUCUAUAAUGUGAAAAGUAUGUUCUCUUGGUACUAUGUAUCCCUUUGAGCUGUCUUGGGCUCUUGAUGCACUUUAUAGCUUGCUAGCUC
Molecule: messenger RNA, 1402 nt
Organism: Telopea speciosissima
Lineage: Eukaryota; Viridiplantae; Streptophyta; Magnoliopsida; Proteales; Proteaceae
Product: protein XRI1-like
Exons: 9
Coding region: 85-990 (301 amino acids)
Biological process (GO): male meiotic nuclear division; female meiotic nuclear division
Source: RefSeq, a predicted model, not a curated record